Molecule: messenger RNA, 2192 nt
Organism: Salvelinus namaycush (lake trout)
Lineage: Eukaryota; Metazoa; Chordata; Actinopteri; Salmoniformes; Salmonidae
Product: ras-related protein Rab-3B-like
Exons: 5
Coding region: 65-724 (219 amino acids)
Biological process (GO): protein localization to plasma membrane; protein secretion; regulation of exocytosis
Cellular component (GO): synaptic vesicle; endosome; plasma membrane
Molecular function (GO): GTP binding; GTPase activity
Source: RefSeq, a predicted model, not a curated record
GUUCAGUCGCGGAACCAACGAAAGGAGAACGGCGAGAAAACAACCACACAGAGAAGAUUUAGAGAUGGCGAAGGCAGACCAGCGCUUUGGGCAGAGAGAUGGCUCCGACCAGAACUUUGACUACAUGUUCAAGCUCCUCAUCAUUGGCAACAGCAGCGUGGGCAAGACCAGCUUUCUGUUCCGAUACGCCGAUGACUCGUUCAGCAACUCUUUCGUCAGCACGGUGGGCAUCGACUUCAAAGUCAAGACCGUCUACAGGAACGAAAAGAGGGUCAAGCUCCAGAUAUGGGAUACAGCAGGACAGGAGAGGUACAGGACUAUCACCACCGCCUACUACCGUGGAGCCAUGGGCUUCAUCCUCAUGUACGACAUCUGCAACGAAGAGUCCUUCAACGCUGUACAGGACUGGGCUACCCAGAUAAAAACCUACUCGUGGGAUAACGCUCAGGUCAUCAUGGUGGGUAACAAGUGUGACAUGGACGAGGAGAGGGUAGUGCCCGCAGAGAAGGGGAAGCACUUGGCUGACCAAUUAGGGUUCGAGUACUACGAGGCCAGCGCCAAGGAGAACAUUAACGUCCGCCAGGUGUUUGAGCGGCUGGUCGACAUCAUCUGCGUCAAGAUGUCCGAACGAGUGGACGUGGAGCCGCCCAUGGCCCCCAGCAUCAAGACCACAAGGCUCACCGACAAGCCCCCCCAGCUACCUCAGAAGUGCACCUGUGCCUGACUCACACUUAUAGGGCCGAGUCAAGCCAUGCCGAGCCGUGCUGGGCUGGCCUGGAUACGCAUCCACCGUAGUUGCUGGGACCGUGCUGCAAAGGACAAUGUGAAAAGAAAAUGUUCAGAACAGUGCAGUUCGAGCCGGCCCUAUAGUGUGAAAUAGGUAAUACUGAUUUGGUCACCCAGUUCUCCCCUAAUACACUUGCCAUUCCACUACUGGUCUUUUCCUAUUCUCUGUUAUUAAGCUAUUACAAGUUCCACCAACCUCUUUCCAAAGGUAGCUCUCCAUACAAUAUAUUUCAUGACUGCAAGCUCCCAAUAACUACUACUACUACGAUUACUUUUCUUUAGCAUUACAUAUCUUUUUCACCCCUAUAGCUUUGACCUCCAGCUGGUUCAGAGGUCAGAGAACCUUAAGCAGGGUUAUACAGGUAAGCACAGCACUGCCUCUCCUCCUCCAAAACAAAAGUGGCUUCACCACCGCACAAAGAAACACACACAGCUGUUCACGUUACGAGUUUACACGGGUGAGGAGAUAAGCCUCGAUAGCUGCAGAAGUUCCCGAGUCAUUUUGUCUCGUGCUCUUGACCGUCCUACUAGCGUUUCGCAAGCACUAAAGCUAAGACAAACGAACGCAAUCUGUCCCGUUGAUUUUUCAUUCUCAACGAUAUGAAGGGAGUAAUAACACUGAUAAAACGACAAGAUGGCCAAUACGUCUUGCACCACCAACACUAAGCCAAUGCCAUGUUCAGGGUGUUCUGACAUUCUGAGGGACUAUAACGUUCUAGAAUAAAGAUGUUCAUUGAAGAGCACACCCUUUUCCCUCCUUACCCUUCAGCUAAUAUAAUCUUGUAGCCGUCAUGUAAGCCAUGUUUACAAUGUUUAUUUCAUGAACGUGUGCGUUUUAGAAAGCAAAGCAUAUACUGUAUAAUUGAGUGUUCAGUUGUAAUGGUUUUAAUAGUGUUUGAUGUAUCUUGGGCAGAUGUGAAAUCUUUAAAUCAUGUAAUGUCAACUGAGACACAUCGAAAUACUUUGUGAAAUGGGAUAAAAUCAGAAAAUAUUGAAUAAAUGUGUUUGAAAAAUUAUGGAUUAUAACCUAAUGAUGACAAUGUGAAACAUACUUUGCCAAAUCUUUAUGUAUCGCAUAGUAGCACGUUUUUAUGUGUAACUUCCCACCAUGUGUAUUUUCAGUUUUUUAUUGAAUUGCUAGAUUUGCAAUAACGCUGACAAUGUCUUAAUAUAAUUAUUUUCUAAGUAAAUUAGUAAAUUAUAGAGUUAGAAUCUAUAAUGGUGUUGCUGAAUUUAUUUUUAUGCUGUAUCAUGGGAAGAAAUAUAGACCAUUUAUGUAAACGUGUUACAGUAAACUCCUUGAACAAAUGGGAGAAAAGCACAAAGUGAUUGUACAAAAUAUUGUGAAUGUUUGUAUAUUAUAGGUAGAUGCAAUUUAGUAUAUUAAAGCACAAAUCUUUACUUGA